UGAAAUGCGCAUGCGUAGCAUCAACAUUCCAGCAACCGGGCCAAACAAAUUGUUACCUAUUUCACUAGUUGGCAAAUUGUGUUCAGUUAAGUGAAUCUACUCAAACAAGGUUGCAAAGAUGAUGUUAUCACGCCAGAAGCCGGCCAUUGGGCCUGGCUCUACCACACCUGCAAAAGAAAACAAGAAAAAGAAAAAAGUUCCAAAGUUGGAUGAAUUCUUGGAAAACAGAGAUUAUACUGGGGCUAUAACCUUGUUGGAGUUUAACAGAAACAGUGGUAAGGGUGACCAAGACACAGAUCUCUGGAUUGCCUACUGCGCCUUUCACCUUGCAGACUAUAAACGGGCAAUGGAGGAGUACAACAGAAUUGUUGCUAAGGGCAACUGCCACCCUGAUGUGUAUGUGAACCUUGGCUGUACGUACUUCUUCCUGGGAAUGUAUCCAGAAGCCGACGAGGCUGCACAAAAAGGUUUGAAGCUAGCUGGAAUUUCCUUUGAAAAUCUACACAAGGAUGCCUCCCCCUCUAGCCGCCUACAGAAUCGCCUACUGUUCCACCUGUCCCACAAGUUCAACGAUGAGAAGCGUCUGAUGGGGUACCACGGUCAGCUACAAGACAUCAUAGAGGAUCAGCUGUCCCUUGCCUCCAUACACUACCUGAGGUCACACUACCAGGAGGCCAUAGACAUCUACAAGAGGAUACUCCUAGAUAACAGAGAUUUCUUGGCCCUGAAUGUGUAUGUGGCAUUAUGUUACUACAAACUGGACUACUACGAUGUUUCACAGGAGGUGCUAGCAGUGUACCUACAGCAGUUCCCAGACAGUGCUGUGGCCCUCAACUUGAAGGCAUGUAACCACUUCAGGCUCUACAAUGGCAAGGCUGCAGAGGCAGAAUUGAAGAAUCUACAGGAUAUGGCUUCGCCGUCCUUCAUAUUUGCCAGAGAUUUGAUCAAACAUAAUUUGGUUGUGUUCCGUGCUGGAGAGGGAGCCCUGCAGUGCUUACCUCCCCUGAUUGAUGCCUUACCAGAGGCCAGACUCAAUCUGGUCAUUUAUUAUCUCAAACAAGAUGAUGUGACAGAAGCCUACAACCUGAUAAAGGACCUGGAGCCAACCACACCCCAGGAGUAUAUCCUCAAAGGGGUGGUGAAUGCAGCCUUGGGGCAGGAACAGGGAUCUUGGUUAGGCAAACAUUCGAAACAUGCAAAGCAAUCAAGAAAAAACAGUAGAGAGAACCUAAAGGAAGCUCAACAAUUUUUCCAACUAGUAGGCGGCUCUGCCAGUGAAAGUGACACUAUUCCUGGUCGACAGUGCAUGGCCUCGUGUUUCUUCCUGCUCAAGCAGUUUGAAGACGUCCUCAUCUACCUGAACUCCAUCAAGAGUUAUUUCUACAACGAUGACACAUUCAACUUCAACUACGCGCAGGCAAAGGCAGCAGUCGGCAAUUACAAGGAGGCAGAGGAGGUGUUCUCGCUGAUCCAGAGUGACAAAAUCAAGAAUGACUACACCUACCUCAGUUGGCUGGCAAGAUGCUACAUCAUGAACCGCAAGUCUCGCCUGGCCUGGGAACUCUACUUGAAGAUGGAGACUUCCGGAGAGUCUUUCAGCCUACUACAACUUAUUGCAAAUGACUGCUAUAAGAUGGGCCAGUUCUACUAUGCAGCGAAGGCUUUUGACGUUCUGGAGAGGUUGGACCCCAACCCUGAGUACUGGGAGGGCAAAAGGGGGGCCUGUGUGGGGGUGUUCCAGCUCAUCAUCGCGGGACAUGAACCCAGAGAGACACUGCGCGAUGUGAUCAACAUGCUGCGUAACACAAGCAACCCUCAGGUGGAAUACAUGGUGCGCACCAUGAAGAAGUGGGCCAAGGAGAACCUUGUACCUCUCCCGUAGAAUCACCGCUAUUCCUUGAGUCCCCAUGAGCCUUGAUCUGGUAAACAGGGCUAAGUGCAUGUGAGCAAACUUUGUCCCAGAUUAGCCUGUGUGAUCCAGGCAGGCUUAUCAGGGACAACACUUUCCCCUUUUAUGGAUUUUAUUCGUUUAAAGGAGGUCUCUUCAAAAUGAAAGCACAGUAUAGGCAAUGCAAACACAGUGUAGGCGGUAAGUGUUGUCCAUGAUAAGCCUUUGCAGACAAGCUAAUUUGGGUGAAAGCUUUAUGCAAUGCAUUAAGCCCAGUUUUCCCAUGCCUAUCAGUCACGGCAAGUGCACCAUUUCGAUCGAGUCAUCAUGUCUAUCAGUUGUGGGUCUGUAGCUGGGAGGGCAGGGAUAUGAAGUGUUCAUUCCAAACUGACUGGAAUAGGCAUAGCUCUUAAACAUUAACCUACAAGUGACCUUUAUAUCUAUAAUGAAAUAUUCAGUUUAUGAUAGUUUUGUACUGGAAAUGAGUAAAAUAGAAAAAAGGAUCCCACUCUAAAGCUGGUUAGGUAUCAUUUAACUUGUACACAAAAAAAGUAUGCAUUCAAACUAUUCAAAGUGUUUUGUGCUUAUUUAAGUUCACAAAAACCUGGUUAAGGUAUAUCCGGCAUUGAAAAUAUGACCAAUUUAGUUCACCUUUUUUUUUAAACUGUCCAUUUGUUCAGAAUAACAAUAAUGUUUCUUGUUUAAUGUUUUGGUGAAUGAAUUGAAUUUUGUUCAAUGCAUUAAAGAGUAAACUAUUUUAUAUUUACUUGAAUGUAUUCUGCUAAAUAGCUUCAAUGGAAGAAGCUUCUCAAAGGGCUAUUUUCUGUUUAAUUUACUGACACUGCUGGCGUUUAUAUUUUUAAUUUAUGAUACCUAGAGAGUCAAAGAUCUUUUUUCGUUCAUUUAUGUUGUCAUUUUCAUCACUUAAUUUAAAUCAAAAGAAAAACAUUUUUCAAGCUGACUAUUUGCACAAUUAUUCUUUUUUAAACUGUUCAUGUAGGUAUUUCUCUUCUGUGAUAUUUUAAUGAAUAAUUCAGCAGAGUUUGUGUUGAGUAAAUGUCAUAUUGGAUUGUUAUGUUGUACAUAUUUAUGGUGUUGAAUUAUUUAUUGUUGAAGAAUCCGUCCGUGUGUUCUUGCAUGUGCUUAAUGUACAGUAGUGUUAAAUUAUUACUUUUCAAAUGACGACUUUUAAAUACAUUCCAAUGAAUGACAUUUGAAUAAAUUUCAAACAAAAUCUCUUUUGUUAAAAAUAUGUAUUAUGUUUAUUUAUGUUAACUUGUUUCAAUUCUUCUUAUGCCCUUACAGAUAGGAAGAUAUUCAGCAUUGCACUUGUCUGCCCAUACAUAUAUCCGUACAUCCCAAAGUUUAUGUUUUAAACUCUACUUAUACUUCUGGGUCUAUCUUGCCUAAACUUUACAAUAGUAUGCAGAUGUGGCAUUUUUAUUUUCAUUAUUAAAUAUAAAGUUUUUUAAAAAGUGUUUUCAACUGUCCUUAAUGCAUUUCAGAUAUGCCUUAACUUAUCUCAGCAGAAUGACGUUUUUAUCCUAUUACCAGAUGAAAUAGAUAGUAUAACAACGAUCUUAUAAACUUUAGCUUUAUACUAUCGCUAUUUUUUAUCACACUCGGGUUUUUCCAAAAAAUGGCGAAUCUGUUUUUGGCAACUACGGAAGAACAAAAAUCGUCAAAAAUGCGAUAUAUGAAAAAUAUUAAUGGAAAAUGGAAGGAAAUUAUAGGAUAUAUAGAAUAUUAUGUGAGUUUUGGAUAUAGAUCAAGUUUAUCAUGCUCUGCUCCAACCAUGGUAGCACUCGGCAAGCCUCGCGCUACCAUGGUUCUAUGCCUGGCGUGAUAAACUUGAUCUUUAUUCAAAACUCACAUAAUACUCUCUAUAUAUAUGAAUGUUUGUUAAGAUAGUAUUUUAGGCUGAAUUAUGGCUUUUUGUCUUCUUGUCUACUGUAGAUUAUAUAGUGGAGGUGUCUGUGUACAAACAUGUUUUGGGGGGCAUCAGUUUCUGGGACACAUUUCUAGUUCAUGUUUAUAAAACAUUAAAUGUUUUAUACUACCUUACACAAGUUAUGGUUAUUUGUUUGAAAUUAGUUUGUUGAUGGUAAUUAAGAGAAUUGCAUGCACAUUUUGUACAAUGUAUGCGUGCAUAUUUCAUAAAUAAUGAUACCUAUAUGCGUUUGUUGCCGUUUUAUUAUAAACAAUUGAAUUGCAUAAUUAUUUCUUUAUAAUACCUUGCUACGUGUAAAUUAAAGUCUUCAAAAUUA
Messenger RNA from Dreissena polymorpha, 4155 nucleotides. RefSeq names its product intraflagellar transport protein 56-like. Gene Ontology annotation, cellular component: intraciliary transport particle B; ciliary basal body; ciliary base. The transcript is spliced from 19 exons. Gene Ontology annotation, molecular function: protein binding; intraciliary transport particle B binding. The record is from RefSeq and is a predicted model, not a curated record. Bases 119 to 1882 code for a protein of 587 amino acids. Gene Ontology annotation, biological process: intraciliary transport involved in cilium assembly; intraciliary anterograde transport. NCBI's taxonomy places the organism in Eukaryota, Metazoa, Mollusca, Bivalvia, Myida, Dreissenidae.